This is a messenger RNA of Rhinichthys klamathensis goyatoka, 3898 nucleotides long. It is a transcript of the gene sfmbt2, whose product is annotated as Scm like with four mbt domains 2. The coding region runs from base 185 to 2761 and encodes 858 amino acids. The record is from RefSeq and is a predicted model, not a curated record. Gene Ontology annotation, molecular function: transcription corepressor activity; histone binding. Gene Ontology annotation, cellular component: nucleus. NCBI's taxonomy places the organism in Eukaryota, Metazoa, Chordata, Actinopteri, Cypriniformes, Leuciscidae. Gene Ontology annotation, biological process: regulation of DNA-templated transcription. The transcript is spliced from 21 exons.
GCAACUGUAAAGGUCAAUGAAGGAGUCGGCUUGAAAAUAAUCUGUAGAUGUUGAGACAUGCGCAGAUGCGGGAUGAUGCCAUAUUGGACACACACACACACACACACAUACACACACCGCUCCUGCUUCAACCAGAACACCGGAUCACUCAAUUCGGAUAGACGGAAAAAAACUCGCAUAAGGCAUGGAUUGUGCAGAGGAGGAGGUGGAUUUUAACUGGGAGGAGUACCUCGAAGAGACUGGAGCCACUGCCGCACCUCACACUUCAUUCAGACAUGUGGAGCUCAGUCUUCAGAGCAGUUUUCAGCCUGGAAUGAAGCUUGAAGUAGCUAAUAAGGGCAGUCUGGAUACAUAUUGGGUGGCCACCAUCAUAACCACAUGUGGUCAGUUGCUAUUGUUACGCUACUGUGGCUAUGGAGACGACCGCAAGGCUGAUUUCUGGUGUGACGUCAUGACAGCCGAACUUCAUCCCGUCGGCUGGUGCGCUCAGAACAACAAAACGCUUCAGCCCCCUGAAGAUAACGUUUACCUCAGAGCAGCUAUUAAAGAGAAGUACAGUGACUGGGCCGAGUUUCUUAUCAAAGAGCUCACGGGUUCACGGACGGCACCGGCUAACCUUCUUGAAGGGCCAUUAAAAGGUAAAAACACAGUGGAUCUGAUCGUGGUAGGCUGUGUUUUGGAAGUGCGUGAUGACUCCGAACCUAGCGUGUACUGGGCCGCACAAGUCCAGUGUAACGUCGGUGGGCGUUUAUGCCUCAGCUAUGUUGGAUUAAAUGACCCCGCCCACUACAGGUGGAUGUUCUACCUUGACAACAGGCUCCGCCCCCUGGGAUGGGCCAAAGAGAAUCAUUUAUCAAUGAAACCGCCCACAGAUCACUGUGAUUUGAGGAGCAGCUCAGAAUGGACUGAAGCUUUAGAUCAAGCCACAGCUGAAGCCUUAAACAGUCCACUUCCACUGGAGGUCUUCAAGGAUCAUGCUGACUUAAACACACACUCCUUCAGGGCAGGAAUGAAGCUUGAAAUGGUCUCACCAGUGGAACCCUUCCACAUUCUCCCUGUGUCUGUAACUAAAAUCUACAAUGAAUACUACUUUCAGAUCACAGUUGAUGACCUCACUGCCGAAGCCCCGCCCACUUGUGUGGUGUGUCACGCUGACUCACCGGGCAUCCUGCCAGUCCAGUGGUGCCUGAAGAAUGGUGUUGGACUGGAGAGGCCACGGGGCUUUGAGUCACAGGACUUCAAUUGGGCGGACUAUCUCAAACACAGUGGCACUGAAGCCGCUCCAGAUGUGUGUUUCCCAAACGCUUCUCAAAGCAAGGGCUUCUGUAAGGAUAUGUGGCUUGAAGCCGUGAAUCCACAUCAACCUGCUGAACUCUGUGUCGCUCGUAUCACUCAGGUCAAAGGUCGUCUUCUCUGGCUCAAACUGGAAGGUCUGACCAAGCCGUUACCAGAUUGUAUAGUGGAUGUUGAGAGUAUGAAUAUCUUCCCUGUGGGCUGGUGUGAAGCGAACGGCUAUCCAUUAACACAUGUACAAAAGACUGUCUGUCUGCCUCAGAAGAAGAUUGCUGUUGUUCAGCCUGAGAAACAGUUGGUUCCCUCACAGCCUCCUGAUGCCCAUCUGUGCCCAUCCAUGGCCAUGGAUACAGGUUUGGUGAAUGGAAAGUACUGUUGUUCUCAGCUCUUCAUCAAUCAUCGCUGUUUCUCUGGUCCGUAUCUCAACAAGGGCCGAAUCGCUGAGUUACCAAAGGCCGUGGGCCCCGGAAAGUGUGCUGUAGUCCUCAAAGAGAUUCUGACAAUGUUAAUAAACUCGGCAUAUAAACCCGGCCGUGUGCUCCGAGAACUACAGAUGGUGGAAGACCCACAGUGGAACUGUCAGGAGGAAACCCUGAAAGCCAAAUAUAAAGGGAAAAGCUAUCGCUCCACCAUGAGAAUCGUCCGAACAGUGGAUCAAGUAUCGGAGUUUUGCCGUCGAGUAUGCGAGAGACUCCAGUGUUGUCAGAAUCUUUUUGGCCCAACAUACGUGUCCGACACUUGCCCUGAAAACUGCUCCAGUCAGACCAAGACCAAAUACACAUAUUACAAGAAGAGGAAAGUUGGUCGCCCAAGUUUAGGAGAGAAUGCUCAGGACGGUGACAUGACCAAACCAGCACGACGCCGAAAGAAACGCAAAGCCAUCUUUGUCCAGAAGAAACGGCGCUCUUCUAUUGUGGGAUACCACACCACAGAGUCACCUCAGGAUAGUGAUUAUUACUAUGAUGAUGAAGAUGAGGAUUUUGAGGAGUGGGGCAGUGAGGCCAGUUCCAACUCGCUCCGUGAGGAGGCCUCUGCCCACUCGUUCCAGGACGCCCCGAGGCGAGGAAGACCUCCCCGCCGCGCUGCUCUUCAGCGCAGGGCGACCCAUCCGGACACCUCCGACAGGUCCUCUCCCAGAAGAACCACACGCUCGCUUUCCUGCAGCCAGAACCAGACGGCCAACCACACAAACACAAAGACGGAGAGUUUUGAAGAGGAAGAUCGUCUGGUGUUGGAGAGGAAUCCUUUGGAAUGGAGUGUAUCUGAUGUGGUUGAGUUCAUCACGUCCACAGAUUGUGCCUCACUAGCAAAGAUAUUCCAAGAGCAGGACAUUGAUGGACAGGCCUUGCUGCUGCUGACACUUCCUACAGUCCAAGAAUGCAUGGACCUUAAGCUCGGCCCCGCCAUCAAACUCUGCCAUCAAAUCGAGCGAGUCAAAGUGGCCUUCUACUCCCAGUACGCUAACUAAGCUAACCUUUAGCCUCGGCGGACGCAGACCGACAGACACCUAUGAUACUCAGGGGAUGUAAGGAGUCGUUCCAUCCAUCAGGAAACCUCAGGUUGCCUCAUACCGAAUGGAUUGGAAUAUGAGAUUGAGUCAAGGAAUAUGCUUUCCCUGCAAAAGAAAGAAGUUUAAAGGUGAAGGCUGCGGGUCUAGCUGGUCUCCCAGCCUAGUCAAACUGGUGUUUAGUUGAUUUAGCCGGUUGGCCUGCUGGUCAAGUACCCAAAACCUCUCUAAAGCCAUCUAAAUAGACCAGACUAACUGGUCUCAGCUUCAAGAGUUUCGUUUUUCAGCAAGGUGGUGUGCUGAAUCCCUGAAGAAGACUUACCAAACAAGUGGAGGUUUAGGUUUGGUUCCGGAAGAAAGUCUCUAUAGGAAGAAGACAACAAGAGGGAACGAGAAUACGUCUAAACUGUGAAAAAAAAACAUCCAAUCCCUGAGUUCACUGCAGAACUAUCUGAAAUCUUUCAAGACCAAAUUAUAUUUAUAAUGGCCAAUUAUAUAUGAAGUAUUAACUUCGGAAGUGAACUAAUAUAUUUGUAAUAUUUAUUUUGUUCUGAUAAACUAUUUUUAUAAAGUUUGUCGUGUUCGUCAGGUGAGUGGAGAUUUAACACCUUUAAAUCUGCUUUGGGCAACUUGGGCAUUAUGAAUUACGGACUAUUAUUGAUAUCAGGACUGCUAUUUGAUAUAAACAUACUGUGUGUGUAUGCUGAGAUGUACAUAUAUAUGUGCAUGAAUGUUGGCUGCAUACAUAACUAUACACACAUUUGUUUUCCCAAACGUACAUGCCUUGUAACGCAUCAUUUGUUUCUCUUUAGAAUACAAGGGAGAGUGAAUUUUUGAAGAGUUGCCUUUUGUCAUGGCCUAUCUAUAUUUUAUGUAAAUGUGUUAUUGAUCUAUGCAACAUUGGAUGGUUUCUAUAUAUUUUUUUUUUGUUAGUAAACGCUUUCAUAGUGAUAUAUUUUUUACUUCUCUGUUUUCUGACACAGUUGGAUCACUUCACAAGUAGAAUGUAUUCAAAUUUGAUUAACUGCUAUUGAAAUAUUGUCUGCAAUCAUAAACUUUCAUUUCCAUUAUUGCAAUAAUGAAAAAUUGCAAAUGUUU